Messenger RNA from Caenorhabditis remanei, 249 nucleotides. RefSeq lists its product as uncharacterized. Lineage: Eukaryota; Metazoa; Nematoda; Chromadorea; Rhabditida; Rhabditidae. The transcript has a single exon. The record is from RefSeq and is a predicted model, not a curated record. The coding region runs from base 1 to 249 and encodes 82 amino acids.
AUGAAAGUCACUACGGCCAUCGCUGAAAUUGUAUCUGAAUUCUCCGGAUUCCAACAUCUUCGUACUUCCAAGUCAACUACUUCUUUGUCUUCUAUGACGUCAUCAGUUUCAAGAAAGGCAUCCACGUCAUCAGAACCUCCACGCCACAACUUGAAUAUUCCAGUGGGAGUUGCCCCAAUCACUAAAAGUAACAGCUCCCAAAGUCUUCAAAGAAAUAAUUCAAGUAUCUCGUAUCUCGUGGUAGAAUAA